Molecule: messenger RNA, 6282 nt
Organism: Podarcis raffonei (Aeolian wall lizard)
Lineage: Eukaryota; Metazoa; Chordata; Lepidosauria; Squamata; Lacertidae
Gene: UACA
Product: uveal autoantigen with coiled-coil domains and ankyrin repeats
Exons: 19
Coding region: 344-4564 (1406 amino acids)
Molecular function (GO): actin binding
Source: RefSeq, a predicted model, not a curated record
GUGAAAACAAAAGCCACGUUGGUGUUGGGCAUCCCCCUCCUCCAGUGCCAGGCGGGGGCAGCUGCAGCAGUUGGCACAGCCCGCUGGAAGGGACGGUGCCACUUGGCACAGCCCUGUCCCUAGAAGCUGCCCAGUUGUCUUCUCAAGAGUGAUGAAGUCUGAAGAGGACCCCGAAGACGGAGACAGCAUGUCAGGGGAUCCGAGCUAAGGGAAGAAGGACCAAGAUGAAUGCAAAAGGGCAGCAGAAAUUCAGGUUGCACUGGGCAGCCCCCUUGGACUCUGGCUGUAGCUGAAUGUCAGGUUUGCUGUUCACUCUUGGCAGCCAGGACUCGGGAACUCUAGAAUGAGUUGCUGGUUUUCCUGUGCCCUUAAAAACACAUUGACUGCAGACUGGAACAAGUACGAUGAUCGCUUGAUGAAAGCUGCUGAACGGGGCGACGUGGAAAAGAUCUCGUCUGUCCUUGCCAAGAAGGGCGUAAAUCCCACCAAACUCGAUGUGGAAGGAAGAUCUGCGUUCCAUGUUGUAGCUGCCAAAGGGAAUCUUGAUUGUCUGAAUGCCAUUCUUGUACACGGGGUUGACAUUGUAGCUACUGAUGCAGCAGGAAGGAAUGGUCUGCACCUCGCUGCGAAAUAUGGGCAUGCACUCUGUCUGCAAAAAUUGUUGCAGUACAACUGCCCUACAGAAAAUGUGGAUCUUCAGGGUCGCACUGCUCUUCAUGAUGCAGCAAUGUCAGAUUGUUCAUCCAGCAUCCAGUUACUGUGUGACCAUGGAGCCUUGGUGAAUGCCAGAGAUGCAGACGGGAGGACGCCUCUGGUGCUGGCCACUCAGAUGUGCCGUCCAGCCAUAUGUCAACUUCUGCUCGACAGGGGCGCUGAUGUCAAUGCAAGAGACAAACAGAACCGGACAUCUCUGAUGUUAGGCUGUGAAUAUGGCUGCAAGGAUGCUGUGGAGGUUUUGCUCAAAAAUGGUGCGGACGUCACUUUGGUGGAUGCCCUUGGCCAUGACUGCUCUUACUAUGCAAGGAUUGGUGAUAGCGUUGAAAUCUUGGCUCUGAUAAAGGCUGCCAUGGAGGAGUCUAACAAAGCAAGUUACGAAGUCAUGAAGAAAGGACAGCCUCAUCUCAAGGUGCCCAACAUGCUGCCAAAAUGGAGUCAACCAAAUGCCUUAGAGGACAUGAGCUUCAAGACGCAUCAGAAGGAACACCGGAAUGUACAGGAACUGGAAAGAGAGAAUGAAGACUUGAAAGGCAGGCUAAGGGAGAUCCAGCAGGAGCACCGGAUUCUAUUGGACAGAAUCAAUGGUCUGCAGCUGCAGCUGAACGAGGAGCAAAUGGUCGCAGAUGAUCUCGAAAGCGAGAAAGAUGAGCUCAGGAGGCUGCUGACAGCAAAGGAGAAGCAGCAGGAAGAAAGUUCACGGAUGCUUGAAGCUCUGAAGUCAAAGCUGAGAUUCUAUGAGGGUGACCACGGGGGAUCUGGAAACAGUUUUGGUAACAGGAAAGAAGAUGUUUUGCUGAAGCAGGGUUCCACGUAUUCUGCAGAACCACAGCAGGCCCCUGCCUCAGCGCCAGCUGCCCUCCAGAGUAGAUCCAUGGUGAGGCCCCUGGAGCUCCUGAGCCCAAGCCUGUCUCCUGCUGCCUCCGAGGCGGAAGCUCUGAAACGGGAGCUGGGCAACCUGAGGAGCUGCUACGAUGCGGCCCGAGGGGAGGUGAGCAGGCUGCAGCUGGAGCUCUCCCACAAGGCGGCAGAGUGCAAAGCGCUGGCAGCGGAGUGCGAGAGAACAAAGCAGGAGUCGGACCAGCAGAUCAAGCAGCUGGAAGACGCCUUGAAGGACGUGCAGAAGAGGAUGUUUGACUCGGAAGGGAAAGUGAAGCAGAUGCAGACGCACUUCCUGGCCCUGAAGGACCACCUGACAAGCGAGGCGGCGGCCACCGGCAGCAAGGCGGUGGAGGAGCUGAAGGAGCAGCUGAAGGACACCAAGGCCAAGUACGAGGGGGCCUCGGCUGAGGUGGGCAAGCUGAGGAACCAGCUGAAGCAGAAUGAGCUGUUGGUGGAGGAGUUCCGCAGGGACGAGGCCAGGCUGGUGGACGACAACAAGAAGCUGCAGAGGGAGCUGAGCAUGUUGAAGGUGGAGCAUGAGAAGCGGGAGAGGAGGGCCUGCGAGGCGGAGGGUCAGCUGAAGGAGGCGGCGGCCAAGCUGGCGGAGAAGCUCGAGAAAGUGAAGAGCUCGCUCUCAGGUGAAGUGGAAGAGAAGGCGCGGAGGUUGGCAGAGGCGGAGGCAGAGCGGCAGAAGCUGUGCACGGAGGCUCAGGGGCUGAGGGCGGAGCUGGAGGGCCAGAGAGGCCAGUUAGCCCAGUAUGUGAGGCCAGAGGAGCACAAGCAGCUGAAGGUCAGGUAUGAGCAGAAGGCCAGGGAGCUGGAGCGAGUGCAGGCGGAGCUGAAGCACCAGAGCCAGGCCUGGCAGGCGGAGGCGGAAAAGGCCAAGGCAGGCCACAGCCUGCUGAAGCAGCAAGUGGAGGCCCUCCGGAGCGAGAUGAAGAGCCAGUAUGUGCCUCUGAAGAUCAGCGAGGAGGUGAAGCGGGCGAGCGAUGUCACGGUUGGGGAACUGAACAAGAAGCUGGCGGAGAGCAGAGAGAAGUGUCAGAAGCACAGCGCAGAGGCGGAGAAGCUGCUGGCGGAAAACCUCCGCUUGAAGGAGACGGUUGGCCAGCUCCAGGCGGCUUACAUCCCCCGGGAGAAGCACGAGAAGGAGAUGGGAGCCUUGAAGGUAAUCACGGCCAGCCUGGAGCGGCAACUUUCUGAGCUCAGCCAAAAGUACAGGGAGCAGCAAGCCAAGGCAUCCGAGUUUGCGUCCAAAAAUGCCACUCUUCAAGAGACCAUGGAAGAGCAGUACGUGCCGGUGGCUACUCACGAGGAGGUCAAGGCAGUGCUGAACAGCACUCUUGAAAGGACGGGCCAAGAGCUGCUGGAGCUGAAGAACAAAAUGGAAAGCGUCAAGCAAGAGUUUGUGAGGGUGAGCGAUGAGAACGGGACCCUGAAGAGGAAGCUGCGGACUCUGCAAAGCCAAGUGCAAGGAGGCGAAUACAUAAAUGCACGGGAGCAUGAGGCAAAAGUCUCCGCCCUCCACAAAAACAUUCAGGAGCUGCAGGAGAACAGUUCCGAAAUGCAGGCAAAAUACCAGGCGAAGCAAGAGGAGGUGGCCCAGUUGCAUGCUGAGAUCAAGGCCCAGAAGAAGGAGCUUGACAUGAUCCAGGAAUGCAUCAAGUCCAAAUAUGCCCCCCUUGCCAGUUUCGAAGAGAAGGAGCGCUGCUUCGAGGAGACGGCGAAAGAACUGAGGAGCCAGCUGCAGAAGGAGAGGGAGCAGCGCCGAGAGAGAGAGGAGGAAGGCAAGAAAUACAGCCAGGAGAACGAGAAGCUGAAGGCCAGGCUCCUGAGCGUCCAGAACGACUUGCAGCAGAACUAUGUCCUGGCGGAGAAGUCGCACGAAAUGGAGCGGAUGUUUGCCAGCAAGAUGGACGGCCUCAACAAGCAGUUGUGUGAGCUGCAGCAGAAGUUUGCCGAGAUCCAGUGCGAGAAGGAGCGGCUUCAGGAGGAGAGCGACCGGCAACGCUCCGAGGCCCGCGAGGCAGAGAGCCGCCUCCAGGGUCAAUACGUCCCACUGGAGCAGGUGGAAGCCCUGGAGAGGCAGCUCGGCCGCACCAUCGAAGAGCUGAAAGGGGAGCUGAGCAGCAAGGAGGCCAGCUGCCAGCAGGAGGUGCAGAAAUCCCAGGAGCUGCAGCGGGAGAUGGCCGAUCUCAAGGCCGCCUCUGUGCCCCUAGCCGAUCACCUCCGCAUCAAGGAGGGCUUGGAGAGGGAAGCAUCCUUCGCGAAAUCCGCCUUAAGAGAGAAGGAGGGAGAGAGCCAGGAGAGGGCAGAGAAGGUUGCCAAGCUGCAGUCUGAAAUCCAGAGCGCCAAAGAAGCCCUGUGGGAGCUGGAGAGCCGAGAGGUGGUUGGGAUGGCAGAGCACAAGAUGGUGAAGAGCAAGCUGGAAGGGCAAGUAGGCAGCAUGGCCGAGAAGCUGGCUGAGCUCAGCCGGAAGCUGGAGGCAGCCCAGCAAGCCAGGAUGGAGGAGGCGCCCACCAAGGACAAGAAGGAGCCCCUGCAGUCCAGGAACUUCAGCAUUGAGCAGGAGAUCAAGGACCAGAAGGAGAGGUGCGACAAGUCCCUGAGCACCAUCGCGGAGCUGCAGAAAAGGAUCCAGGAGUCCGCAAAGCAAGUGGAAGCCAAAGACAACAAGAUAACUGAGCUACUUAAUGAUGUGGAGCGGCUAAAACAGGCCCUUAACGGUCUCUCUCAGCUUACGUACAACAGCGGCCUCCCCACAAAGCAACAGAGCCAGCAGGUUGAAGUGCUCCAGGCGCAGGUGAAAACCCUUCAGCAGCAGCUGGCCGAUGCUGAGAGGCAGCACCAGGAGGUCAUCUCAAUAUAUCGGACGCACCUUCUCAGUGCUGUUCAGGGUCACAUGGAUGAAGACGUCCAAGCUGCCUUACUCCAGAUCAUCCGCAUGCGGCAAGGGCUUGUUUGUUAGGGGUGGGGGUGGGGUGGGGGUCAUGCUGUUGGUCUGAAGGUGCCUACAGCUGUGAAAGCAUGCCUUCCUUCCUGCUUCGAUCCAGAAAGCGAAAAAAGGGCUAUAUUUACACAGUCUCGAUUUUUUAGACAAAGCAAAGGGGCUAUUAAUUGUUUGCCUACUAAACUUAGAAUUUGAAAGGUGAAAUGCCUGCGGUUUAGAUAUCUGGGUAGUCAAAAUGAUGACAAAAGCAAAGUUCUUCUGUAUGUCGGAUUGACAACGCAAAUGUUAUAAAACAUUGGGAAAGAAAACCCCUCUUUGCUCUUUUCCUGUCCAAACAAAACCCACUCUCACUCGACUGCAAAGUGUGAACAAAAGUGGGGGCCCCAAACCAAGUCAGUGUGGCCAAAAUCUUGUAACUCUUCCUUCUUUUCCGAAUGGGUUUUACCCAGGGGCGAUUUUUCGGGGGCUGUGUCAGGUUGAAUGUAUUUCUAGCACAGUCAGGUGAAACAAGCGGUCAAGGAGGCUGCAAGGGCCACGCUCCGUAUCGUUGCAGCUUGGCUGGCCGAGUUGCAUCUUCUUAAAUCAUUUUAAGAAGGAGUCGUGCCUUUCUAGCGCUGUCUUCACGAGCAAAAAAAAUCCAUCUCCUACAAACGGUUUUGAGUGUUUUUUAUAAGAGAUAUUUUUUCACAGAUUCUUUGUUACUGAUUUACGCAUAGUUUCAAGAGCAGCAGGGCUGAGGAAGAUGUGAAUGAACAGCUAUUGCCUUAUCUUGAAUUGCAGCAGCCUCACAUUUGUUUUAGAGAAUUCUCCGUCUUGUUUUCAGAAGCAAAGGACAUUUCCUGCAAUUAAAAAAAGGCGUAGUGGUGUCAGGAAAAAAAAGAGAGAACUCAGAGCAAACACUUGCAAAAACAAGGAGACGAACACACGUGCCUCUUGCUUUUUAAGAUGACCUUGUGAUCCCAUUUGCUUUUUUACUCCACGUGUAUUUGGCCCAGCUGUCUUUUGCAAGCUGGGAGGGAGGGAUCACUUGAUCUUACCAAUGGCUGAGCUCGAAAAGGCUCAUUGAACCUCGUGCCAAGGAAAGAGGCAGCCUCUCCUGGAAAGGUGACCACUGGUGGUUGCAGCUUCACAUAGGAGCAAGCAAAUCUUCCUUCAUGUACUGGUUUCUCUGUGAAAAUUGGGUGGCCCCUCCCCUUGGGCCUGGCAGCUAGCUGGCUAGCGUCACCUGUGUCUCUCGGAGUGGCUGCCAGCACCUCCCAGCCAACCUUCCUAGGGAACAAGCUCAUGAGAAUCCCAUGUUCUCAUGCAAAGCCCAAUGAUCCUAUUGGACAACCCCGGGUGCAAGAUGAUGUCCCUGGUGGGGGUUGUGCUUGAAGGAGCUUGUAUUCAUCCAGUCAUGUAUUCAUAGUGGACUCAUUGAAGUCAAUGAACUCUGGUGGGUCUGCUCUGAGUAUGUCUUGGUUGGAUUGAGCCCCUAGACCUUUUCUCCCUAUAUGCAAAAAGUGUAGAUCACUCAAUAAGCCUCCCCACGAGCUGGAUUUGACUGACGUUCAAUUUCGUAGUGACUUCUUAAGAUGCUUUCUGCCGUUUUAAAUACUAUUGUUUUGUAAAUUUAUGUACUAUAAAUCACUACGGUGGCUUUUAUUUAUGCAGGGAGAAGUGUAGGUAGGAUGAGAGGUGUAACUCAGCUUAGUGUGUGUGUGUUUGUUUCUACAAAUAAACACUACAAGGCUUGA